UCAUGCCAGGCAGGGGGCGUGUCCCUGUUGCCAGCCCUCGCUUGGCCUCUGCCACCGGGAAACCUGCUCAAGCCACCAUUUAACUAGGUCUAGGGGCACAAAGGAGAGAGAGGAGGAAGCCCCCCCCCCCGCAAGGCAGCAGAAACUGACACUGAACCUAAACCCACCUUUCCAGGCAAGAUGGCGGAAGCCCACCAGGCGGUCGCCUUCCAGUUCACCGUCACCCCAGAGGGGGUGGAUUUCCGGCUGAGCCAGGAAGCCCUGAAGCAGAUCUACCUGUCGGGCCUCCAUUCCUGGAAGAAACGCUUCAUCCGUCUCAAGAACAGCUUCCUGACCGGAGUGUAUCCCGGCUCCCCCUCCGGCUGGCUGGCCAUCACCGCCGUCACCAUGGGCAGCACCUGGGUCCAUGUGGACCUCUCCAGGGGGGCGAUCAGCAGAAUCCAGAGGCACCUGCUCACCAGCUGCAGCUGCUACUUCAGCCUCCGCCAGCAGACCCUGCUCAGCGCCCUGCUCUUCUCCACGGGCGUCUGGAUCCUGGGCAUCUGGCUGCGCCGCCAGAUGUUGAAGCUGCUGCUCUCCUACCACGGCUGGAUGUUCGAGCCCCACGGCAAGACCAGCUUCAGCACCAAAGCCUGGGUG
Notechis scutatus (mainland tiger snake) is the source of this 639-nucleotide messenger RNA. Lineage: Eukaryota; Metazoa; Chordata; Lepidosauria; Squamata; Elapidae. The record is from RefSeq and is a predicted model, not a curated record.